Prinia subflava (tawny-flanked prinia) is the source of this 1883-nucleotide messenger RNA. It is a transcript of the gene NUP35, whose product is annotated as nucleoporin 35. Gene Ontology annotation, molecular function: nucleic acid binding; phospholipid binding; structural constituent of nuclear pore. Gene Ontology annotation, cellular component: nuclear pore nuclear basket; nuclear pore central transport channel; nuclear membrane. Lineage: Eukaryota; Metazoa; Chordata; Aves; Passeriformes; Cisticolidae. The transcript is spliced from 9 exons. Gene Ontology annotation, biological process: NLS-bearing protein import into nucleus; nuclear pore organization. The coding region runs from base 342 to 1664 and encodes 440 amino acids. The record is from RefSeq and is a predicted model, not a curated record.
UCGGAUUAUUUACACCGAGGGUGGGCAGGCCCUGGCACAGGCUGCCCGGAGCCGCCGUGGCUGCCCCGUCCCUGCAAGCGCCCGCGGCCAGUCAAACACGGCUUGGAGCGCCUGGGACAGUGGAGGCUGUCCCUGCCCGUGGCCGGGGGUGCUUCACGGGCCCUUCCAAGCCAGCCCAUUCCGUGAUUCCGCGCUAAGCGUUACUGCGGGAUGAGGCAGCCCCGCGGCACCCGAUCGCUGCUGCGGUCACCGAUCCGCCAGGGGCUCCGUGCGCCGCCCCGGCGGGGGCUCCGUGCGCCGCCCCGGCGGGGGCGGACGGCCGCGGGGUCGGCAGCCCGGCAAUGCCUGCUGCCCCUUUCCCCGGGGGACAGCGUGGGGAGGCUGCUCCGAGUUCCCGGCUCGUGCAGGCAGCCCGGGACAGGCCCCGGUGCGGUAACCGCGUUCCUCCCGCCCCGUUCGCCCCCGGCCCCGCUCGCAGGGGCCCUUCGCCGCCGGCCGUGAGGCCACAGGCCGGCACACGCCGAUGGCCGGCCCUGCCAACCGCGGCCCCUGACGGGGCUGCGCCCGCCCCUUACACACCGCGGCGGGGGCGGCUCGGAAGUGACGGCGCAGGAAGCUCCGGCCCGUUCGAAAGCGCCCGGCGGAGCCGCGGCCGCCGCCUCUUUCCCGCCGCCCGGGCCGCCAUGGCCGCCUUCGCCAUGGAGCUGCCGCCCGCUGGAGCUGAACCGAUGACUCUCGGCUCGCCGACAUCUCCGAAGCAAGGCCCCAGUGCUCAGUUUCUCCCCGGGUUUCUGAUGGGUGACUUACCUGCCCCGGUGACCCCGCAGCCGCGGGCUCUGUACGGCCCUUCAGUCGGUGUCAUGGAAGCAAGGUCUCCGCUGCUUGCAGGAGGGUCUCCCCCACAGCCAGUAGUCCCCUCACACAAAGAUAAAGGUGGUGCUCCACCAGUGAGAAGCAUCUAUGAUGAGUUAUCCAGUCCUGGGCUUGGAUCAACCCCUCUGUCUUCCAGAAGACCAGCCAGCUUUACUUUAACACAGAGCCCCUCAGUUGGAAUUCUGCCAUCAACUCCGGGAGCAGCUUCGGGCAUGUUCAGUCCUGCAAGCAUUGGGCAGCCUAAGAAGACAACUCUGUCUCCUGCUCAGCUGGAUCCUUUUUAUACUCAAGGUGAUUCCCUCACUUCAGAAGAUCAGCUUGAUGACACAUGGGUAACUGUAUUUGGAUUUCCUCAAGCAUCAGCUUCCUAUAUUCUACUACAGUUUGCUCAGUACGGAAACAUAUUAAAGCAUGUGAUGUCCAACACAGGAAAUUGGAUGCACAUUCGGUAUCAGUCGAAGCUUCAAGCCCGGAAAGCCUUGAGCAAAGAUGGAAGAAUUUUUGGGGAAUCUAUCAUGAUUGGUGUCAAGCCCUGCAUAGAUAAAAGUGUGAUGGAAAACUUUGAAAGAAGCUCUACAUCCUCAAUGUCUUCGAUUUUCACUCCACCUACAAAAUCUGCUGGCACACCAACACAGCCUGCAAAUAAUACUGCAAGGAUUUCUACAAUGAGACCUCUUGCAACAGCAUAUAAGGCUUCCACCAGUGACUAUCAGGUGGUUUCUGACAGACAGACUCCUAGGAAAGAUGAAAGUAUUGUCUCUAAAGCAAUGGAAUAUGUUUUUGGCUGGUAAUACACAAGAGGAAGUAACACACCAAGCUGGUCGGGGUUUGAACUGUACUGAUGCCAUUGGUAGUUAGUUGUAUAACUACCAGUGGCAGUAUUUUAUCUUGCAUAGCACCUGUGAUGCCUUCAGUUCAUCCAGAAGACACGUGGCUUGCACUUUACAUGAUGGCAGUGUACACAUGGUUUUACAAACGGAGUAAAUGUAAAUAAAAGUGCUUAAUCCCUA